UUACAUCAUGAAUUUUUAAAUUCCAACCAAAUAUUUGCAUUUGAUUUUGACUUAGGAGCAGCCUAUAUAAAACCAGUUACCUAAAAUCCAGGGUCCAAUAUGUUGAGAUAUAGCCCCCAUCGAUACCCUUUAACCAACAUUAUUCUAUAGUAGAACAAUCCCCAAAAUAGGCUGCAAUCUUCCUUAGAAGCAUUUUGUCGAACAUCUCAUGAGCAUUGUCUAGAAAAAAACACAACUACGCGGGCAGGAAGCUGGAUGAUCCUCUCAACGACAAGAGUACAAUCACGAGAGAAAAAAAUCACAUUACAAUUCGAGAAGAAGAUCAAAAGAGCUUACGAUCUCAAAUUCACAACUGAGAAAAAGUGAUAGAAAGAUGGAGACUUGGCUUUGGUGAUAAAGUGGGCAACAAGGUUACAAAUAAAAAAUGGGUUUCUGGGUUUAUUUGUUUAGAGCUUCAUCAAGGCAGUAAUUAUCUUUCCAGCUAGUAGAAAAGUUUGGGAGUCCUAUUUCAUUCAGAAGUUGAAGUUUUUUUUUUUUUUCCUAAACAGCACGGACAAGAGGAGAAAGCGCAAUUAUAAAAGUUUGGGGUUUUACUUGAUCUCUUUCAGUCAAAGAAGAUAAUGGACAAGAGGAGAAAUAGUAAAGGCGGCCAACGAUCAAGAAGAGGCAUUCUACUUGAUGAUGAUGAUGAUGCUAGAGGUGAUUCGCAGAAUUUCUGGGGUCCAUGCAGGACUCUUCAUGAUUACUUCAUAGAUUUGUCAGGAAAAAGGGCAUCGGUGAGAGAGGAAGCACUUUCAACAAUUCUCAAGGCUUUAACUCUCAACAUAGAGCAAAAAUUUGUAGAACUGAAUUUUGUAACACUAGUGUAUCAAUGCUUGCAUUUCAUUAAAAAGGGUUCUCCUACAGAGAUGAAGCAAGCAGCACAUAUUAUUGGAUUGCUGUCAAUGAUUACUACUACUGUUGAGAAGGUGCACGAAGCAUAUGAAGAUGUGUUGACUGCACUUUCCCAGGGAGGACUAAAACCUAAGCUUAAAACCUUGGAGAUUCUUGGUUGCUUGACUGUUGUUACAUUUUUCGGUGCAAGCAACUCGGAUGAGACUGAAUCAGUAAUGAAGCUACUUUGGGACUUAAUUAAUCCUGGAACUGACUCUAGUAUUGAAAGGAAAGAUUCACCAGCCGUUUUAACUGCCAUGAUAUCCGCUUGGUCCUUUCUUCUUUCUACCAUUGAUGGGUGGAGGCUAAGUCACAAAAAUUGGCAAGGGGCAAUUACAUAUUUCUCCAACAUAAUAGACAGUGACGAUGAAGAACUAUGUGCAGCAGCAUGUGAGGCUCUUGCUUUAGUAUUUGAAUCCAACUGUUUGGAGAAAUUCUCAAGUGCAACCAAGGAUUCAAACAAAGAACUUAAGGACAACAUUAUAAAGCAACUCAGAAGCCGGUUGUCAGAAACAGGCAAUGAAAGAAUUUCUAGUCAAGAUCCAAGAACAGGGUUCAAUUCUGCUUCGGCUGCUUUAGAUUUCCUAGAGGAUAGGAAAUGUGCAAAUACUCAUGUGACAAUUGGUGGGCAGAAACUCAUUUUAUCAACAUGGUCUCAAAAAGUACAGCUAAAGUUUUUGAAGCAUUUUCUAAGAAAUGAUGGAUUCGUGAAGCAUAUGAUGGAAAAUGAAAACUUCCAUAAUGUUUUCGACUUCCAUCCGAAAAGAAGGAAUGAUUGGGGCAAUGUACUAUAUGUGCCCGAAAGAGAAGAGGUUACUAUUUUGCUUUUCCGACCUAUGGUUGCUAGACACAAUGAUUGCUCUCUGCUACCAUCCCUAACCAGAGACAAGCAGUUAGCAAAGAAGAAGACCAUGUCUCCCAAUUCCCACUUGAGCAAGGCAAGGACUCAAUUACUUAAAAAACAGCGAGACUUAUCAUUAAAGGAGAGAGAGUUUGAUUGCUUUGACUACUGAUGAGUUGAGGUUAUGUUGAUGCAAUUUAUUCUUGCAGGCUGCAGCAUUUUUUAAAUUAUAGCUUUGAUUAGAGGAUGAUCAUUGCGAUACUUGUUUAGGAGGCAUUCACUAGUUAUUUUUCUUUAUUUUUUUAUUUAUUCUUUCAUUCUUGAUAUGAAUGGCAAGUAAGAUUUUUGUAUUUGUUUGCAUAUCUGCCAUAAUAAAGUUUGAUUUUAUAUUUUUUAUAUUUAUUUUUCAUGUUUGUUUUACAAUUUAUGUUUUUCUCAAUAAAAGUAAGUAGAUAAUGAGUUUA
This is a messenger RNA of Gossypium arboreum, 2238 nucleotides long. RefSeq lists its product as uncharacterized. The transcript has 15 exons. NCBI's taxonomy places the organism in Eukaryota, Viridiplantae, Streptophyta, Magnoliopsida, Malvales, Malvaceae. The coding region runs from base 621 to 1946 and encodes 441 amino acids. The record is from RefSeq and is a predicted model, not a curated record.